Messenger RNA from Colletotrichum navitas, 672 nucleotides. Its product is annotated as thioredoxin-like protein. Gene Ontology annotation, molecular function: protein-disulfide reductase activity. Gene Ontology annotation, cellular component: cytosol. NCBI's taxonomy places the organism in Eukaryota, Fungi, Ascomycota, Sordariomycetes, Glomerellales, Glomerellaceae. The transcript has 2 exons. The coding region runs from base 1 to 672 and encodes 223 amino acids. The record is from RefSeq and is a predicted model, not a curated record.
AUGGACUCAACGCGCUCAAAUAGCAAGUUAUCACAAGAACACGUCCAUAAACCAGACGAAGCUAUUCAGUGUCAGCUCCUUCGGCACACCUCACCUCCUCCUAGCCCACCCACCCUCAACACGACCAUGGCCGAUCCCACAACCGCCACCACUACCGCGCAAGCCCCGCAGGAAAAGAAACAGGACGCAAUCGUGGCCAUCGAAACGCCGCCGGCCUUCGACGACCUGCUCUCUGGUAACACCUACGUCGUCGUCGACUUUUACGCCGCGUGGUGCGGGCCAUGCCGUACCAUCGCACCGGCCUUUGCACAGCUGGCCGCCGCACACGCGGCCCCGGGUAGCAUCGUCUUCGCAAAGGUCGACGUCGACGCUGUGCCCGACGUGGCCAGCCGCUACCGCGUGACCACCCUACCGAACUUCACCCUUAUCAGGGGCGGCGAGUCAUUCCAGGAGGUCAAGGGCGCGUACCCGGCGCAGCUCCGGAGUGCGGUAGAGGCGAUGGUGAAGGAAGCCAAAAAGAAGGGCGGAGAGGAGGGGAACGCGGUAAAGAAGGCCUUGGAGGACGAGAAUCGGCGAGUCGGGGUAUUUGUCUGGAUCUGGACGGGGUGCAAAUGGGGCUCGCGUUCAAGUGGGCUCAUGACGAUAAGGCUGCGAAGUGUCAGGGAAUUGUAA